Salarias fasciatus (jewelled blenny) is the source of this 1898-nucleotide messenger RNA. It is a transcript of the gene kcna10a, whose product is annotated as potassium voltage-gated channel, shaker-related subfamily, member 10a. Gene Ontology annotation, biological process: potassium ion transmembrane transport; action potential; protein homooligomerization. Bases 39 to 1784 code for a protein of 581 amino acids. The record is from RefSeq and is a predicted model, not a curated record. The transcript has a single exon. NCBI's taxonomy places the organism in Eukaryota, Metazoa, Chordata, Actinopteri, Blenniiformes, Blenniidae. Gene Ontology annotation, cellular component: membrane; voltage-gated potassium channel complex. Gene Ontology annotation, molecular function: delayed rectifier potassium channel activity; protein binding.
CUGGUGUCCCAAAGCCUGACGCUGGCUGCGCCGCAGCCAUGGAGGUGGCCCUGGUAGACUUUGAGAGCCUGGACGGCCUGGACGGCAGUCUGGAGGAUGAGGCGGACACCUAUGCCGACGAGACCACGGCCCUCACCGUGGACAUGCCCCCAGAGCUCAACAGCCCAGGCAGCAACUACCUUCUGCGAGCCCCUCAGAUCUCCUCCACGCCGUCCCGGUACAGCCCGGCGCCCUCCUGCAUUUGGGAAUCCACGUCAUCCUUGCACGUUCCGCACAUGCUGGAAGUACCUCAGUCCCCACUGUUGUCCUCCCCGAACAGAGACGGACGCAGCAGCUGCGCGAGCAUGAUCUCAAACUGGAAGCUGCUGCUGAACAGUGAGGGCACCAAGGAGAGCGAGAUGAUCUUCCACCGGCUCACCAAGGAGUGCUGCGAGGAUCUCUUCGUCGACAAACGAGGGCUGGACGACGGAGACCAGAAAGUCAUCAUCAACAUCGCCGGCCUUCGCUUUGAAACACAACUGAAAACACUAGACCAGUUUCCCGACACUCUUCUUGGAGACCCUUUAAAGAGGAUGGACUACUUUGACCCGAUGAGGAACGAGUACUUCUUUGACCGGAACAGGCCGAGCUUCGAUGGGAUUCUGUAUUAUUACCAGUCGGGGGGGAAGAUCAGACGACCAGCCAAUGUUCCACUCGAUGUGUUUGCUGAUGAAAUCGUGUUCUACGAGCUCGGAAAUGAAGCCUUGGAACAGUUCAGAGAAGACGAAGGAUUCAUUAAAGACGUAGAAAUUCCUCUCCCUACUAACGACAUGUACCGGCAGUUCUGGCUUCUCUUCGAGUACCCAGAGAGCUCCAACGCAGCGCGAGGCGUCGCACUCGUCUCUGUGUUCGUCAUCAUUAUAUCCAUCAUUAUUUUCUGCAUGGAGACGUUGCCAGAAUUCAGAGACGACACUGACCCUGUGGUGACCACAGUAGUGCAACCCUUCAACCAGUCCAGGGGCUUCACCUCGGCGGCGCCGCCCGGCGGAAAGCCCACGACUUUCACCGAUCCUUUCUUCUUCAUCGAGACAGCCUGCAUCGCUUGGUUCUUCUUCGAGCUGUGCAUCCGAUUUCUGGUCUGUCCCAGCAAGAAAGAGUUUUUCCACAACCUCAUGAACAUCAUUGACAUCAUAUCCAUCAUCCCCUAUUUUGUGACCGUGAUCACGGAGAUCGCCACGACGCCCGAGGAGAGCUCAGGACAGAACAUGUCGUUAGCCAUCCUCCGAAUCAUCCGCCUGGUCCGGGUGUUUCGUAUAUUCAAGCUCUCGCGUCACUCCAAGGGUCUGCAGAUCCUGGGACAGACUCUGAAGGCCAGCAUGCGGGAGCUCGGUCUGCUCAUCUUCUUCCUUUUCAUCGGGGUCAUCCUCUUCUCCAGUGCCAUCUACUUUGCCGAGGUGGACGAGCCCAACACGCAGUUUGUCAGCAUACCUGACGGCUUCUGGUGGGCCGUGGUCACCAUGACCACCGUGGGCUACGGGGACAUGUGUCCCAUCACCAUGGGGGGGAAGAUGGUGGGCACCUUGUGCGCCAUUGCGGGUGUGCUGACCAUAGCUCUGCCUGUGCCGGUCAUCGUCUCCAACUUCAACUACUUCUACCACAGAGAGACGGAAGCGGAGGACAAGCUGCCGCUGGCCGACGCGGUGGAACAGGCCAUGAAGGCCGAGGCGGAGAACAAAGGGGGCAGCAGCUCCUCGCUCAACAAAACAAACGGCAUCUGGCAGAGUGACGGCAGCAAAGGAAAAUAACUACAGCAGAGCUCGAUACUGCCGAGACUCUCAGACGGGGAUGGAUUUAGUAUUCGCUGUACAUUCUGAAAAACAUGUUUUUAUACCUUAUGCACCUCUUCUGUCUCACUUCAA